This is a messenger RNA of Humulus lupulus (European hop), 1741 nucleotides long. RefSeq lists its product as uncharacterized. The record is from RefSeq and is a predicted model, not a curated record. Bases 518 to 1570 code for a protein of 350 amino acids. The transcript is spliced from 7 exons. Lineage: Eukaryota; Viridiplantae; Streptophyta; Magnoliopsida; Rosales; Cannabaceae.
AAUUUUUAAAUUUGGAGAAUGAGGGUUUAAUGAUUAGUUUCCCUCCAAUAUCCUCCUCACGCACACCUACUCUCCACUUUCAUUCUCUUUCGUUUUGGGUAUCACUCAAUAGUUUCAUCAUUUGCUCUUCGGCGCACGCAAUCAAACUCCAAAACUCUCCUCUCAAUCAUACAAAUUUUUGUUUUUGCUGGAAAUUUUUUUUUCAGCAACUGCAACUUUCUUUUCCUUUCUUAUUCCAGACACCUUAAUUUGCCAAAGUUUUAGGGUUUCGCCACUUCUCAGUAAAAUGGAGUAGUGGGUCCCUCAUCCGUUGAAAAUCCACGUCACUUUUCUCAUCUUAAAAGGAGUGGACCAGAUCCGUUCUUCCUAGAUUAGAUAGAAAUUUGAACGUUAACCUUUAAUUCGACCCCAUCUAUUUAAAUUAAACUCUCCCAUUUAUCACAAGCUCCUUCAAACUAGUCGUUACACGCCUGAUAUUCACACUCUCUCUCAAAAUCUCCAUCUCUGUCAUACUCUAAUGGCAGCGUCUUUGGAGACACCCUCACCUACCCACCUCAACAAGGAAUCACCUCGCUUGUUAAUGGGUUCUCCUAUCUCCAGUCCCUCUUCAGACAUACGAUUCUGGAAUACCCUCCAUGGCCGCGUAGACGCGCUUCUUGAGGAUCAUAACUUCAAAGUCUCAACCGGGCAACUUCCCCCAAAUGAUGAUCGAGCCCAAAAGAAUGAUAAAGAUUCUGGACGUGCAAAGCGAUUGAAAGAUGACACAUUGCUUUUGAUGAGAGGGUUUGACUCAGUUGCUCACACUCUGUCUCAGCUAUCUAACCAUUUGGACAAUGCUCUUCAGGGAGCUAAUGAUCUAGCUAAACCACCCACCUUAACAGAACUAUUCCACAGUAGCUUGGAGGAGUCAGCCAAUAACAAGGAAGAACUUUUUGGAAAACAAGAGAAUGAGUUAGGUCCCAACAAAGGAUUGAAAAGAAAGUACGAAACCAGCCAUUGCUCAGAGAAUCAAGAAGAGGGGCCAAAAGAUGAAAAAGAGAAGGAUCCGAAAGAUGGAAAGCUGAAUAAAGCCAAAAACCUAGCAGUUACCAUGGCAACAAAAGCAGCUUUACUUGCGAGGGAAAUGAGGUCAAUAAAGUCAGAUUUAUGUUUCAUGCAAGAGCGGUGCUUGCUGCUGGAGGAGGAGAACAGAAGGCUUAGAGAUGGAUUUGCCAAAGGGAUAAGACCUGAAGAAGAUGAUCUGGUGAGACUUCAAUUGGAGGCAUUGCUAGCUGAAAAAUCCAGAUUGGCAAACGAAAAUGCAAAUCUGAUAAGGGAAAACCAAUGCCUGACUCAGCUUGUGGAGUAUCACCAACUGACCUCUGAAGAUUUUUCUUCAUAUGAACAAGUUGUACAGGGAAUGUGCUUAGACUUCUCGUCUCCACCACGGCCCAUUCCAGAAGAUCAUGAGCAGCCUACUGAUGAGGACCAUGGUGACUCCGAAUGCUUUCAAACACCUGCAGGUAAACAUUUUGGCUUAGCCGCGGAUCUCGACGAGUGUGUACCACACAUUGAGGGGGCAGCAGUAUAGUAAAUGGGGUUGACAUUUGAGUUAUGAAUGCUGUGCCUGCCGGGGGCAGUAAGUAGCAGUUGAUUAGCUGUAACGGGUUGAUCUUUUUGCAAAAUUCUUUCAUUCUGGGUUCGGAAAUAAAGUUUCUUCUAUAUAUUUUAAAUGAUAAUAGACAAUUGGGCCACUUUUCAA